GUGUCGGGAGCGGGAAACAAAAGGAGACUAAGGACGCAUGCGUGUAGUGAGUCCCGGAUUCUGGUGGGUCCUUCCGCUCGAUCUUGGUGAAGCGCUUCCGGGUCGCCGCCGGCUGCCGGCUACCGGCGCGAUGAGGAAACUGAGGCCCAAAGAGGUUAAGUGACUUGGCCAAGGUCAAACAGCUAGUAAGUGGUGGACCCAGACUCAAAUCCAGUUUAGGAGCCAUGUCCACCUUGUUUCCCUCACUCUUCCCCCGUGUGACUGAGACACUGUGGUUUAAUCUGGAUCGACCCUGUGUGGAGGAGACAGAGCUGCAGCAGCAGGAACAGCAGCAUCAGGCCUGGCUUCAAAGCAUUGCAGAGAAAGACAACAACCUGAUUCCUAUUGGCAAGCCAGCUUCAGAGCACUAUGAUGAUGAAGAAGAAGAUGAUGAUGAAGAUGACGAGGAUAGUGAAGAAGACUCAGAAGAUGAUGAGGACAUGCAGGACAUGGAUGAGAUGAAUGACUACAAUGAAUCACCUGAUGAUGGAGAGGUCAAUGAGCCUCCUCUCCAGGUGGACAUGGAAGGCAACGAACAGGAUCAGGACCAGUGGAUGAUCUAGGUAGACAAAGCAGGGUGGCUUCAGGGAGAUUUCAGGCCAGCCCAACCUAUCCUGCACGCCCUACCCCUGCCCACAGAACCAGCUGAUGGCCCCAGUGCCUGAAAGUGCUCUUGGGUACCUCCUCAGCUGCUGCCAUGGUCUCCUUGGCUUCUCCCAGGCCAUCAGCUUGCCCAAGGCCUGAGCCCACUCCACCUUCUUGGCGAGUACCUCAGCCCUUGUUUGCCAGGUCUGGUUUGCUUUCUAACUCUUUAAUAAAGACACAGGAGUGAUUUU
Nycticebus coucang (slow loris) is the source of this 875-nucleotide messenger RNA. RefSeq names its product anaphase promoting complex subunit 15 (gene ANAPC15). Gene Ontology annotation, cellular component: anaphase-promoting complex. The transcript is spliced from 6 exons. Gene Ontology annotation, biological process: regulation of mitotic cell cycle spindle assembly checkpoint. The coding region runs from base 225 to 602 and encodes 125 amino acids. The record is from RefSeq and is a predicted model, not a curated record. NCBI's taxonomy places the organism in Eukaryota, Metazoa, Chordata, Mammalia, Primates, Lorisidae.